ACGCUCACCUGCUGACUCUUCGCUAAAAAAAAGACAAGAGCUGCUCGCCAUUUGCACCAAGGGCUGUUUUUUAGAAGUCUACAUUUUUUUGUGUGUGUCUUGUUGGAUUUGACGUUUACUUGGGGGAAAAAAGGAAGUAUGCCACCUAAAAGGCGAACGUUUGUUCUCAAUGAAGUGACGGCCGCCAGAAACUCGCCAGUACCCUCAAAAUUGGCGAGAAAGUCCGGUGUGGUGACUCUGCGUAAAAUGGCCAUGCAUCCGGGCACGAGCGUCAUGGUGGUAGAGGCGCUCAAAGAGCUGGACUCCAGAAAGGGGGUCUCCAAACAGGCCAUCCAGAACUUCAUCAAGCGCAAGUAUCCUUCCGUGGACAAAAUCCGCCUCAAGUACUACGUCCGCAGAGCCCUCAGGAAAGGCCUCGAUGACGGCACCUUGGUUCGCCGUCCCGACUCUACCGUCACCACAGGCGUCGUUGAGAAAUUUCGGCUUGCAGCGAAGCGUAAAGAGUCCAAAGCAAAAGUGGAACCGCGUGUGCAAAAAGCUGCAGAAGUGGAACCGCGUGUGCAAAAAGCUGCCAAAGUGGAGAACGUGGAGCCGAAUGUGCAAAAAUCUUCAAAAGCUGCCGAAGUGGAGCCGAAUGUGCAAAAAUCUUCAAAAGUUGCAAAGGAAGCUCCAAAGACAAAAGCUGGUCGCACAAAGAAAGCUGCUGCAGAUGAUCCAGUAAAACCGCCAAAGAAAAAGGCUACAAAGGGUUCUGACAAGUCCGAGGAAGAUAAAGAAGCUCCUCCCUCCAAGGUGCCACCAGCAAAGAAGUCCAAAGGUAAAAAAGCUGCAAAUGAGACUGUUGAAGCUAAAGGAACUGUGAGGGCCAAAGCGAAGCCCAAAGAGGUCAAGGAAGCUGUGGCUGAUGGGAAGACGAAAGCAAAACCCAAGGAGGCAAAGGGUAAAGCUGAAGCUGCACCAAAAAGUGCUCCUAAAAAAGGAAGGAAGAAGAAUGCAGAGUGAAUGUUGUCUACCGCGAAAUUUUAUUUGUCAAUGGAAAAAACAUCUUAACUUUUGUAACGCUCAACUAUGCCGCAAAUGCAAAAUGUUUGUCAAUAAAAUCUUAACUUUUGUAGCUCCUGACUAUU
This is a messenger RNA of Hippocampus zosterae (dwarf seahorse), 1127 nucleotides long. Its product is annotated as protein B4. Gene Ontology annotation, biological process: nucleosome assembly. Gene Ontology annotation, cellular component: nucleosome. The transcript is spliced from 5 exons. NCBI's taxonomy places the organism in Eukaryota, Metazoa, Chordata, Actinopteri, Syngnathiformes, Syngnathidae. The record is from RefSeq and is a predicted model, not a curated record. Gene Ontology annotation, molecular function: structural constituent of chromatin; DNA binding. The coding region runs from base 139 to 1002 and encodes 287 amino acids.